UGAGUUGGCGACGGCGGAAAGGAGACAAUGGAGAUUGGAGAUGCUAUCCGGCGAGAUUGCCCGGAUCAAGGGCAGCGGGAGGUGGCGCGCUUCGCCACCAGCACCAUGGACAGCGCCACGGCCCUGCUGCAGAGCGGCCCGUUCAGCCGCGAGCCCGAAGACGCCGUGUACGGAGCGGAUUGCUUCCUUGACCUCUGCCAGCCAACAAGGUACUUGGGGAGGGUAAUGCCUCACGCUUCUGUUACUUCCUCUCUGAAAAAAUGGGGAAAGCUAUACUGUGCCUGACUAUUUUCCUAUCUGACGUUGUUGGUGAUUAUUCCACAAGAUGGUUUCUCAAAUAAAAAAAUAUAAAUAAACGAGGUGUGACGCCGGCCUAGUUUAGGCUACUUUUGACUACAAACUCCAAAAAGGUUAAUUUUAGGCUAAGUUUAAUAUCCGUGUCUGUUGACUAAAGGAUACUACAUGUUGCUUUAAUCAUGGAACGAAAUGCAUUUCUUCGAUUUUUUGUUAGUACAUGCUAGUGCAUGAUGAUGAUGAUGAUGAUAAGAAAGGGUCAAUUUAGCAUUAUUGAUGUGUAACAAGAAACUAACCCCGGCCGCGGAUUCGGCAUUGUAUUUCGGACCUUUUUUUCUAUCUAUUAAUACAAUGACGCGCAGCUCUCUUGCGUGUUCGAGAAAAAAAUGUGUUUCUGAACUCGGGGGGAAAGUGGUCAACAGCACCAUGGGCGUAGUUUCUCCUAAAGUGAUUGUGAAUGGACUUUAAUCUCCAUCAUCAAGGGAAAGGGUAUGCGUGUGUGUUUCGGCUUGAAUUUGUUCCCGCAUGUUCCUGCCCAGUUGAGUUGGCCCCUACUGCUAGAUGAUAUCACUAUGACUUUGCCAGUAAGCUUCCUGCAUGUCUCUACCAAACUACUCUGUUAUCUCUGCAGUCUGCACUGAUUCAUCCUGCAGGUCUCAGGUCUCUCUCAACAACUCUCCACUGAUGCAGGCACUGGUGGUCUAUGGUCAGUCAGAGUCUUUCUGUGGUACAAAGCAAUCUCCGGCAGUUAACUUUUGCUCUCACUAUGAAUUUUGACUUCAUUGGUGAAAGGAUGGAACAAAAGUUUCAUGAAGCUAGCUGACCAAACAAAAAUAUUACUACUUGCCAAGACCUUGGGAUAUACAGGCUAAAACAUGUCACUGUCAAUUGGUACCAUUGAUAGAUGACCACUCCAAGUUGGGCAUUACUUUCUCUACUACUGCUAUAGCUCCACUGUAAAAGCUCAUGUUUUGGAAUCCGCAGCAUUCAUUCACACAUAAUUUUCUAAGCUGUUGCCUAGUUCCUGAAUCACAGUGGCGAUGCUGGAAGCGUUUGCAUUGAGGUUGGCUGCCAUGCUCUUCCACAUGGCCAGGCAAGAAACUGAUAUGCUCUUGGGUGUUCCUGGAGAGAUCAGCAAGCUUCAGAGGAUUUUCAGUGAUCUCAGCAGAAUAUUGGUUGAUGCUGAGAGGAACCACAUCUGCAACAACAAUGCUACUGUGGGUAAUUGGGUAAGUGAGCUCCGAGAUGCCAUGUAUGACAUGGACAACGUCCUUGACAAGUGGCAGAUCCUGCAGUGGGGAAAGAAGCCUUCGACCUCAUCCAUGUUAGAGUGUUGCAAAAUCUCUCUGCUCUUCUGUCAUUGCAACCCAGGCGGUACAUACAAAAUUGGGAGGAAGAUCCAAGCACUUAACAAGAGGCUGGAGGACAUUAUGCAAAGGAGCAAACACUUUGAUUUCAUCUCGAAGGUGGUAGGCUCAUCCAGGUAUCUUGACCACAAGGCUGUUAAAUACCAUCGAAAGUCUGGAUCAUCGAUCAUCCGCUCUGAUAUUGUUGGAGAGAAGGUUGAGCAAGAUACGAGGAUGCUCGUGAAUUACCUCUUGAGCCAAGUGGAUACUCGUGCCAAAUGUUUGGACAUUUCCACAGUUGUCGUUAGCAUUGCUAUUGUUGGCCUUGGUGGUAUAGGUAAAACCACUCUAGCUCGUAUGAUUUUUAAUGACAGUGCUGUGGAGGAUAUGUUUGACAAGAGGAUAUGGCUUAGUGUUAACCAGGAUGUGGACGAAACUGAUGUUCUUCAUAGGGUUUUAGCUGCUCUUGAUGGUAAGUAUAACUACAGGGGUUUUGUUGGAGACAAGGACCAACUUGAGUGUGCGGUGAAAUGUGCAGUGAGACACAAAAAGUUUUUGCUGGUAAUGGAUGAUGUGUGGAGUGAUAGCAUCUGGAAUGAACUUCUUAGGGUCCCACUUAAUGAUGGUGCUCCAGGUAGCCAGGUGUUGGUGACUACGAGAAAUCAUGGAGUUGCAUGUAGAAUGAAAGCACAAUUAUUCCACCAUAUUGACAAGCUAAAUCCUGAAGACUGUUGGUCUUUGCUUAAGAAGGUACUUUUCAAUGAUGAGGAUAAAUCUGAGAUUGUUGGGCUAGAGGAUAUUGGUAUGGAUAUUGUAAAAAGAUGUGACGGAUUGCCACUUGCAGUUAAGGUUGUUGGAGGACUUCUACUCAGCAGAAGCAGAAGAAGAGGUGCUUGGAUGGACAUUCUUGACCACUCGGCAUGGUCCUUAAUGAGUGACGAUCUUAACAAUGCAGUCUUCUUAAGCUACGAAGAAUUGUCUCCUCCUUUAAAGCAGUGUUUUUUACAAUGUUCACUAAUUCCUAAGAGUAAAGUAAUUCAGCGUAGAACUAUUGUCCAGAUGUGGAUUGCCGAAGGUUUUGUAAGAGAUGACACUGGUUCUCAGCUACCGGAAGAUUUAGGAAUAGAGUACUACAAAGAGUUAAUCUCAAGGAACCUUAUAGAAUAUGAUACUCAAAUCGAGGAUCAAUCAGGAUGGAUCAUGCAUGAUGUUGUUCGCUCCUUUGCACAGUAUGUAAUAAGAGAUGAAGGGUUGCUGGUAAGUGAGGGAAAAAGCAUAGACAGUUCUGUUGGCAACCUGAAGUUCCGCUGCUUAUCUGUGUCAACCAAAGAAGUAGACUGUGCAUCUUUACAAAAACAAAAGUCACUGAGAACCUUGAUGCUAUUUGGGACCGCCACAGUUGAGCUAAAGUUUCUACUGAAUAAGUUUCCAUAUCUACGCGUAUUACAUCUGCAAGAUGCAGAUGUUGCUGAACUGCCACAGUCUAUUUGUGACUUAAGGCAUUUGAGAUACUUGGGACUUGAAGGCACAGGCAUAACAACAAUCCCACGAGGUAUAGGAAAUUUGAAAUUCCUACAGCAUAUGGCCCUUAAUAGAUGUAAAAAUUUGAUGCAACUACCAGAUAGCAUUGUUCAGCUGCAACAUCUGAUGUCACUAAACAUAAGAGGAACCAAGAUAUCAUCAAUAGUUAGGGGUUUCGGAAAUCUACAAAAUUUGGUCCAGUUGUGGGGGUUUCCAACCAACUUACAGGAUAAGAUAGGUGACCGGUGUAGCUUGGGAGAAUUGGGGCCUCUGUCAAAACUCAAGUUGCUGACCAUAGAGGGUUUGGAGAAGGCAUUUGCUGGUUCUAUGGUGGCUGAAGCUAAGCUAAGCAGCAAAUCCCACCUCACACAGUUGGAGCUUAAAUGCGGCAGUAUGCUCAAAGACAGGAAGGAGGUAGAAGCUGACCGCAAAGACUAUCAUACUACACAAAUCGAAGAGGUGUUCGAUGACCUAUGCCCUCCACCUUGCAUAGAAGACAUUGUGCUUACUGGCUACUUUGGACAUCAGGUGCCUAAGUGGAUGGCAAGGAUGGCAGCAUUCCAGAACUUAAGGUUGCUGGUGAUACGGGAUUACCCAUGCUGUAAGCAGCUGCCGUCUGGUUUAGGCCAGAUACCCUUCCUUGAUUAUAUUCGGAUCCUUCAUGCUCCAUCAAUCGAGUCUAUUGGACAUGAAUUCCUCCUCCCUUCCUUUGGUAGUGAUGGAACCGGCACAGAUGAGACAUCAGAGAUAACAGAAACAAGCACUGGCACGAGGCAACCUUGUCAUCUUUCUUGUGAUGUCGAUGUUGCAUUUCCCAAGCUGAGGGAACUUGUUUUGGACCAGUUGAUGGAAUGGAGAGAAUGGUAUUGGGACGAGCAAGUCCAAGCAAUGCCUGUUCUUCAGUCACUUAGAAUUGACAGCUGCAAGCUGAAUCGUCUUCCUCCAGGACUUGCAUGCCAGGCAAGAUCCCUUAGAAAGUUGUGUCUGGUGAAUAUCCUGCACCUAGUCUCUGUCGAGAAUUUCCCAUCACUUGUUGAGCUUCAUCUGAGUCAGAACCCAGAACUUCAGAGGGUCACUAACAAUUCAAGCUUGCAAAAGAUUGAAAUUACGAAUUGCCCAGCGGUAGUGGUGUUGGAGGAUUUGCCAGCACUACAGAGCAUCACUUGGGAUGACUUGGAUGCUGAAACACUCCCAGAAUACUUGCGAGAAGUGGAGAUAAAAAAGUUGGACGUAAAAUGCAGCCUAACAUUGCUCCAAAUUGGGGUAAGAUCCAGCAUGUCCAACGACUGAACGCUCGCGGAGGCAGACAGCCUGAUGGAACAUACAAGCACUAUGUCCUCUAUGCCAAGGCAACAUCCUGCUUUGACACGAACAUCACCAAGACCAGCAGAUUGCAGGAUGCGUAUAAUAAGGAGGUGGCACAGGAACAGGGGAAUGGAAGAACAUGAGAAAUGCAUGAAUGAUUCCAAUUUCCAAUGGUCAAGUUCAGAUCGGUGCUUAUAUUCUCCAAGCUUUGUAAGGCAGCCUUCAAGUUGAAGCACCGUCGCUACCAUCUACUGCUUCCAAACAGAGUUUUUAGGAGCUGGGGAUAUUGAAGCAAAACGAGUUGGUUGCAUAUUGCAGUAUGGGUGGCUGGCUACCUUCUUGCGACUGUGAAUCUGUGAUGGUCUUGUUAGCUGACUGACUACAGAUAUCAUAGUAAUACGUGUUGCUGUAACCAUGUACUCAAAACUAAUGCAUCUGUGCUGACUGUACAUUUUUCUUCAAUUCCUAGUCAGACACGCUACAUGACCCAGGGAAUAAAUGGCCAGAUUAUCACCGUUCUGCUUUCUCCUGAAGUAGAGGCCGGGAAUGCAGACUUCGAUCUCCAUCAUUGAAAAAGGGAAA
Panicum hallii is the source of this 5048-nucleotide messenger RNA. Its product is annotated as disease resistance protein RGA2-like. The transcript has 4 exons. Gene Ontology annotation, molecular function: ADP binding. Gene Ontology annotation, biological process: defense response to other organism. The coding region runs from base 1335 to 4451 and encodes 1038 amino acids. The record is from RefSeq and is a predicted model, not a curated record. NCBI's taxonomy places the organism in Eukaryota, Viridiplantae, Streptophyta, Magnoliopsida, Poales, Poaceae.